Molecule: messenger RNA, 2481 nt
Organism: Ostrea edulis (European flat oyster)
Lineage: Eukaryota; Metazoa; Mollusca; Bivalvia; Ostreida; Ostreidae
Product: stabilizer of axonemal microtubules 2-like
Exons: 5
Coding region: 138-1541 (467 amino acids)
Biological process (GO): microtubule anchoring
Cellular component (GO): sperm flagellum; cytoskeleton; axonemal microtubule
Molecular function (GO): microtubule binding
Source: RefSeq, a predicted model, not a curated record
UUCAGGUUCAUCGGUCUCUAUCCACCAUAUUGUAAACAGGUGCCCGGUGUGCUUGACAACGCCUGUUAUGCCCAUGUAACCAAACUCCUGGGGUUAAAGAAAAGGCGUGAAAACACAGAGAUAACGAAUCGGUCAAGAUGAAGAGGUGUAUAUGUGAAAUCUGUACGUGCGGGCGUCACAGGUGCCCCCAUCGUCCCACAAAUGUCAUUAACAAGGGAUCCCAUCCAUGUGUCCUCACAGAAUACAACAACGAGUACAAACAACAUCCACUUCAGAUGAGGGAGGCUUUCAAGCCCUCGGCCGAGGCCCUCCGAGGAGGACAAUUUGAGGACAAAACCACUCAGAGACAGGACUACAUUAAACACCCACUAGAGCGACCCUUUGUUCGAGUACCAGAGCAAUAUAAGCGACCCCAGGGAGAGAUGGAAGGAAUGACGUCAUACAAGAAGGAAUAUACAGAAAAGCACCAGGAGCCGACACGGAUGAUAAAACACGAUGGGCAGCGCCAGACCCAGGGCAGAUUUGAGGGGGAGCCCACCUACAAGUCUGACUACAGGAAAUGGGAUAUGUCAGGUCGUGUAGGUCCGUACGUCUCCCAGGACGCAUGGCAACCACCUACCAAUAGGUUCGAGGGCGAAAGCACAAUGCAACACGAUUUCAUCAAGUACGACGCUCAAAGGCGUGGCAUGAUCAAACCGCCACAGGCCGCUCAGAUGUCCGACUCCCCCUUCAAUGACAAGACUGGUUACCGCGACGCUUACAUCAAACACCCUCUGGAGCCAAAGUACGUUCAUCCCAAAGAGCUUUACAAGGGCCCUGCAGCACCUUUCGAGGACCUGACCACGUUCAAACGAGAUUAUAAGGGCAACCCUGGAGAGAUUACUAGAAGCUUCAAACCCGAUAACCAAGCUUUCUCGUCCGGGAAGCCGCUAGAGGACACCACCACCAAUAGAAAUGACUAUCGAAAAUGGCCGAUGGAGCGCCCAUUUGUACAUGCGCAUGAGCAGUACAAAAAACCGGAUGGAAGUAUGGAAAUGACCACCACACACAACGCCACCUACCGUGAGUUGCCGAUAGACAGAGUGGUAGCCCAUCGUCCUUCGUCUGCCAAUAAAGCGCGCAAUGCGCCAUUCGAGGGAAGUACUAGUUAUGCAAACGAUUACAAGAAAUGGGAGAUGAGUAAAAACAAACCCAUGAUGCGAGAUGAAUAUCAUCCAAAUAUGGCGCCAUUUGAGGGUCUCUCCACUCAGAAGGCUCAUUUCGUUCCUCAUGAAUUACAACCAAAUAAAAGCUUUAGACCCGACAACACAGCAUUCCAGAGCGGGUCUAAAUUUGAAGGUGGUACUAUGUACCGCUCGGACUAUACCCCUAAACAUGUGGAUAUUUGCCCUGUCGUAGGAAUAGAAAAGGGUCAGGCGCAAUACCAGUUCGUAACCACUGACCAGCGUGGUCACAAGAUGUACCAGCCAGUUUUCGAGAGUGUCCAGUCGCUGACAAAUGGAAUGCAGUCCCCGAACCGGAUGCAGAUGACUGCUGCAUAAUUUGUGAACAAUCUAGAACCGUAUUUCAUUUGUUUCAUGUACAGUCUGUGAUAUUAUGGUUUAAUGGUCACGUUCUGAUGACCGGCUUUGAUUGGGGUCGGGGACAAAAACUAGAUUUCGAUUGUAUUUUCACUGUAGUGCCUUUUUCUGUUUGGUUUCUAAAAGGCAGAAAAAUAGAAUCUUGAAGACAAAAAUGCCGCGACCCUGUAGUGCUAUAGAACUAACAAAAAGUCAUCACAUUUCCGAGAAAGAUAGGCCUUUUCAUUAAACAUUAGUGACGCAAUAUAUUAAGUAUCAGCUUCUAGUUUUUUCUCCUUCAAUAUUACUCCAUGCGCUACUCUUAAAGUCAUUAUAUACCUCUAUUUUUGUAGAUCUAAUUUAGGUCGCCGUUUUUGGUGUCCAGAUGAUAAUAUGUAUUCACGUUUCGUAGUAUUUUGUGUUUGUUAAACAACAAUACAGAAUAUGUUGCCAAAAUAAAAUUGUCUGCCGAUUUCAUGUCGCACAGUUGCUAACAGUUUGCAGUACUGAGCACAUGAAUUUUAUCUGUGUUGGAAAUUUAUGACGUCAUGUACGGUCCAUAGACUCAACGGUAUCUGUGCAGCAUAAAUUCACGAAUAAUCGUUGUUGUUUCGUUAUAGGUAAUAAUAAUUUUGUGAUUAGUAAGGUAUAUGAUAUUAAUGGAUGCGUUAUUCCUCUUGCUUUUUUUUCAACCUGCCGCUUCAAAUGUCACGAAAUUUAUUCUUUUCCCAGCAAUAAAAAAAAAAUCCUCAUAUUUCAUAUACUCCAAGUAAUUAAUAUCCUUUGUAAUUUGAAACACAAGAUUUCACAAUGUUGUUACAUUUUGCAUUAUAUACAUGUAUAUAUAAUCGCUGUACUUUUUCUUUUUAUUUUAUUACAUAGAAAAAUAGAAUGCGAUAAUAUUAAAAGAGAUUUAAUGUUA